GUCAGUAUCGUGAGCACAUCUGAAAGCUGAGCUUAAUCACAGAAUUAUUAGUGCUAUCUGGGCCCAGAUCCAAACUUUUUUUUCUCUUUUUUAAAUGCAUUUCUUUCAUAACCACUAGAAGACAGAACAGUAUGAAGCAUUUUCUUCUUCUUGUGAUCUUAGCUGGAGAAACUCAUGCGUUCUUCCAGAUUUCUGAGAGUCAUUGUAACGCCACCCAGAAUGCAUCAACGUGCUCUGCUUCUCUGGGAGGGUCCGUGUACAUCCAGCUGAUGACCAAUGCCAGCAACUACUUGGUGGAAUGUGUGAAAAAGAUUCCCAGAGGAUCCAUGAAAGUGUUCACUUUGAAGAAAGGAAAGGUGACUAUCGAUGUAGCUUUAAGAAACAGAGCAGAGUUUUUCAUUUACAACGGGACUUUGAAGAUCACCAGCUUGGAGAAGAAUGACUCUGGUCUAUACAGCGUGGAGGUCUUUGAUAACAAUGGGAUGAAAGUGAAAAGUCUUUCCUUUCUUUUGAACCUGGAUGAUAAAGAAUUCCUUCUUCGUAUCCUGAUCCUAGUUUGUAUAGCAGUGGGUGCUCUUCUGAUUCUGAUUCUUCUGAUAUGUUGCUGUGUGUGCCGGAAAAGGAGGAGCCAAAGGCGAAUAACUGAGAGCAAAGACCUUUGGUGUGAGGGUGGACUAUUAUAACUCAGCAAGAGUGAACAUCAACAGUGGAUACAGAACCAAAGGCUUUGAAUAUCAGUGACAAAGAGGAAUUUUAGCUCCUCCGGGAAGGUUUUUCUCUGGUUUGUGAUCAAACAAAGUAUGAAUCUUAGUGUUAUCUGUCCCAUCGUCCAGUGAUCAUGUAAUUUCAGGUUACUUAUGAGUAUGAUAUGCUAUAAAUCUGUGUUUAUAUUUGAGCAGGACCUUGUUAUACAAUAAAUAAAGGGCUGUUGGGCAUAACCCAUGUACCAGAGUUUUAUCUUUUUUUCAUUUGCAAGAAGGUGUAACAUUUUCUUCUUCCUCAUUCAGUUUUUAAUCCAGA
Cololabis saira (Pacific saury) is the source of this 1020-nucleotide messenger RNA. RefSeq lists its product as uncharacterized. The transcript has 4 exons. The coding region runs from base 132 to 683 and encodes 183 amino acids. The record is from RefSeq and is a predicted model, not a curated record. Lineage: Eukaryota; Metazoa; Chordata; Actinopteri; Beloniformes; Belonidae.